AAAUUUUUAAAAAUUUGAAGUCAUUUCGUUUCUCGGCAAGUUCCAUCUUUCCUCGGUUACUCGGCGUUUCACAGUUUCACUCCCAUACCUCAGAGCCCGCCAUGGAUUUGCUCUCGGUCUCAUCCUCUUCUCCGUCGUCUUCCCUACUAUGCUCUCACUUCCUCUACCGCCCCAAAUCCUCCCUCCACUUCUCCUCAUUCAAGCCCCUAAUACCCUUCACUACCUCGCGCCAUCCCAGAAGCUCCAUUCACAAUUCCCUCCACACCUACGCUCCCAAACCCCCCAAAUCCCUAGCGCUCGAAGCUCAGCUACGGCCACGAGAAGGGACCCAUGCUAGUUUCGAACUCUCGGGUGCGCCUCUGCAGACCCCGGCGACCGCCAUGAGAGGCGCCGAAACCGAUGCCAUGGGGCUCUUGCUCAGGGAGAGGAUUGUGUUCUUGGGGAGCAGCAUCGAUGACUUCGUGGCCGACGCCAUUAUCAGUCAGCUACUUCUGUUGGAUGCUCAGGACCACACUAAGGAUAUCCGCCUCUUUAUCAAUUCCCCUGGCGGCGCUUUGAGUGCUACAAUGGCCAUUUAUGAUGUCGUACAGCUUGUGAGGGCCAAUGUUUCCACAGUUGCCCUCGGCAUUGCGGCAUCUACGGCUUCCAUAAUCCUUGGAGGUGGCACUAAAGGGAAGCGUCUGGCAAUGCCCAAUACAAGGAUUAUGAUUCAUCAACCUCUUGGAGGUGCUAGCGGCCAAGCAAUAGAUGUGGAAAUUCAAGCUCGAGAAGUCAUGCAUAAUAAAAAUAAUGUCACAAGAAUUAUUUCAGAAUCCACCAAUCGCUCAUUUGAACAAGUCCAAAAAGACAUUGAUAGGGAUCGUUACAUGUCCCCCAUAGAAGCAGUUGAAUAUGGAAUAAUUGAUGGAGUUAUUGAUAGGGAUAGCAUUAUUCCUUUAAUGCCUGUGCCAGAAAGGGUGAAAGCCAGACUGAAUUACGAGGAAAUUAGUAAAGAUCCAAGGAAGUUCUUGACUCCUGAUGUUCCAGAUGAUGAGAUAUACUAGCUUUGGGUGUGUGCUACUGGUCAAAUACUCUUGACAGCUACCAUUUCAUUUAUGUACUGUCGUCUUGAACUUCAUGUAAGCUGAGGUGACUUACAUUUACGGGAUUCUGCAAUUGUAGCGAGGAAAGUCUUGUCAAAUUUCAAACUUUUGUUGAGUGGUUUCUUUAGUUUUUAACCAUGGAAGAAAGCUUCAGAACUUAAGGUUGUUUUGAUUGCA
Messenger RNA from Juglans microcarpa x Juglans regia, 1259 nucleotides. RefSeq names its product ATP-dependent Clp protease proteolytic subunit 4, chloroplastic-like. The record is from RefSeq and is a predicted model, not a curated record. Bases 102 to 1043 code for a protein of 313 amino acids. Gene Ontology annotation, molecular function: ATP-dependent peptidase activity; serine-type endopeptidase activity; ATPase binding. Lineage: Eukaryota; Viridiplantae; Streptophyta; Magnoliopsida; Fagales; Juglandaceae. The transcript has 2 exons. Gene Ontology annotation, biological process: protein quality control for misfolded or incompletely synthesized proteins. Gene Ontology annotation, cellular component: endopeptidase Clp complex.